GGUGAGAGGCAGAGGAGACGGGUAACCAGUUUCAAGUUCUUCUUGUGGCUUUGAUUUGACUUUUCAGAAACGGACAGAAGACAGUGACAGGAGAGAGAUUGUUUUCCCUGAACGGGGUUGUCCAUACCCGACAUGAACACAAUGAACGCCCUGGCGUUUGGCGCUGUUCUGCUGUUAGCUGCAGUCGCGUCGACCUCAGGCGGCGGUAGCACCAGUCAAGUUGCUGAUAAUAAAGAGCGAUUCUCAUACAGCGGCGGAGGUGGUCUCACAGGCCUGAACGUCAAGCAAGGUGGUUUUACUCAGGUUUCCCACUCGACAAAAGAAAAGACUGUCACCACGGAGAAAGAAACUAGGAAGAGCAAAUCAAAAAAGCGGAAAGGCGGUAAGGUGUCUACUCAAGAGACUUCAAAGAAAGAAACUAACGGGGGCAAAGUGAAGAACCAGAGAGGCAAUACGCAAGAGACUUCACGAAAACGAAAAGGAAGGGGAAAGAAUAAAGGAAACGAAAAAACUGAAGUCAAACAACGAGAAGGAAAUCGCGGUCGAGAUGGAGAUGGCAAAGGAGAUCGUAAAGGAAGAAAGGGAAGUACUGAGACGGUGAUCAAUAAAGAAAGGAGCGGUGGUCGGCGUCGAAGUAAAAACAAGAGUGGUAAGGGAUCGACCAAAGGAUCGAGCAGUAAAAAGAGUGGAAGAAGAGAUUGGAAGAUGUCUAAAUGCAGAAGCGGGAGACGACAACAGGUUAUUGAGAAACUGGAUGAGAAUGAGAGUCUGGAAUAUGAGUUGACGACCUCUGCUGAAUCUUUUACCAUCCAGUUCUGUCGAAAGAGAGAAAAAGACUGCCUUGAGAUUGUUCUGAGCUCAUCUGGUGAAUCAUCCAUUAAGCUUGAUGGACAGGAUUUGGGCGAUCCCAUUUCGGACUUCUUUUACAAGAAAGGGGAGAAGUUCUCCUUCACUAUCACCUAUACAUCCCAGAGUGUGGUUGUGAGGAACAGCAAAUCAGGAUUAGAACUUGUUGCAUCGGUCGAUGGUGAUGAACUUAAGGGUUUCAGGUACUGCUAUGGCACUGCAAACGGAGGAGAAGGAGAUUCUACAUUCCAGAUAAGGGAACGUGAAUUUUCCGAAUCAGAGAUCUCAUCAUUUGAAAAGCGGUAUAGGGGCAAGGGAGGUAGAAAGAGGGGUGGAAAGAGAGAAAGGGGAAACGCCCAGUCACCUCAAGAAAGGAAGCGUGGCGGUAGGAAGAAAGGCGACAAAGACUCAAAGUCGAAUGAACUUUCCGGCGGCAAAAAGAGCAGAGGAAGAGAUAAAGGAUCGAAAAAAGACAGGAGCAGUAAAAAGAGUGGAAGAAGAGAUUGGAAGAUGUCUAAAUGCAGAAGCGGGAGACGACAACAGGUUAUUGAGAAACUGGAUGAGAAUGAGAGUCUGGAAUAUGAGUUGACGACCUCUGCUGAAUCUUUUACCAUCCAGUUCUGUCGAAAGAGAGAAAAAGACUGCCUUGAGAUUGUUCUGAGCUCAUCUGGUGAAUCAUCCAUUAAGCUUGAUGGACAGGAUUUGGGCGAUCCCAUUUCGGACUUCUUUUACAAGAAAGGGGAGAAGUUCUCCUUCACUAUCACCUAUACAUCCCAGCGUGUGGUUGUGAGGAACAGCAAAUCAGGAUUAGAACUUGUUGCAUCGGUCGAUGGUGAUGAACUUAAGGGUUUUAGGUACUGCUAUGGCACUGCAAACGGAGGAGAAGGAGAUUCUACAUUCCAGAUAAGGGAACGUGAAUUUUCCGAAUCAGAGAUCUCAUCAUUUGAAAAGCGGUAUAGGGGCAAGGGAGGUAGAAAGAGGGGUGGAAAGAGAGAAAGGGGAAACGCCCAGUCACCUCAAGAAAGGAAGCGUGGCGGUAGGAAGAAAGGCGACAAAGACUCAAAGUCGAAUGAACUUUCCGGCGGCAAAAAGAGCAGAGGAAGAGAUAAAGGAUCGAAAAAAGACAGGAGCAGUAAAAAGAGUGGAAGAAGAGAUUGGAAGAUGUCUAAAUGCAGAAGCGGGAGACGACAACAGGUUAUUGAGAAACUGGAUGAGAAUGAGAGUCUGGAAUAUGAGUUGACGACCUCUGCUGAAUCUUUUACCAUCCAGUUCUGUCGAAAGAGAGAAAAAGACUGCCUUGAGAUUGUUCUGAGCUCAUCUGGUGAAUCAUCCAUUAAGCUUGAUGGACAGGAUUUGGGCGAUCCCAUUUCGGACUUCUUUUACAAGAAAGGGGAGAAGUUCUCCUUCACUAUCACCUAUACAUCCCAGCGUGUGGUUGUGAGGAACAGCAAAUCAGGAUUAGAACUUGUUGCAUCGGUCGAUGGUGAUGAACUUAAGGGUUUUAGGUACUGCUAUGGCACUGCAAACGGAGGAGAAGGAGAUUCUACAUUCCAGAUAAGGGAACGUGAAUUUUCCGAAUCAGAGAUCUCAUCAUUUGAAAAGCGGUAUAGGGGCAAGGGAGGUAGAAAGAGGGGUGGAAAGAGAGAAAGGGGAAACACCCAGUCACCCCAAGAAAGGAAGCGUGGCGGUAGGAAGAAAGGCGACAAAGACUCAAAGUCGAAUGAACUUUCCGGCGGCAAAAAGAGCAGAGGAAGAGAUAAAGGAUCGAAAAAAGACAGGAGCAGUAAAAAGAGUGGAAGAAGAGAUUGGAAGAUGUCUAAAUGCAGAAGCGGGAGACGACAACAGGUUAUUGAGAAACUGGAUGAGAAUGAGAGUCUGGAAUAUGAGUUGACGACCUCUGCUGAAUCUUUUACCAUCCAGUUCUGUCGAAAGAGAGAAAAAGACUGCCUUGAGAUUGUUCUGAGCUCAUCUGGUGAAUCAUCCAUUAAGCUUGAUGGACAGGAUUUGGGCGAUCCCAUUUCGGACUUCUUUUACAAGAAAGGGGAGAAGUUCUCCUUCACUAUCACCUAUACAUCCCAGCGUGUGGUUGUGAGGAACAGCAAAUCAGGAUUAGAACUUGUUGCAUCGGUCGAUGGUGAUGAACUUAAGGGUUUCAGGUACUGCUAUGGCACUGCAAACGGAGGAGAAGGAGAUUCUACAUUCCAGAUAAGGGAACGUGAAUUUUCCGAAUCAGAGAUCUCAUCAUUUGAAAAGCGGUAUAGGGGCAAGGGAGGUAGAAAGAGGGGUGGAAAGAGAGAAAGGGGAAACACCCAGUCACCCCAAGAAAGGAAGCGUGGCGGUAGGAAGAAAGGCGACAAAGACUCAAAGUCGAAUGAACUUUCCGGCGGCAAAAAGAGCAGAGGAAGAGGGGGUGAAAAGAGAGAAAGGGGAAACACCGAGUCACCCCAAGAAAGGAAGCGUGGUGAUCGUAAAAAAGGCGACAAAGACUCAAAGUCGAAUGAAAAGAACAGAGGAGGACGACGUGGAGGAAGCAAGAAAGACUCUAAGAGCAGAAAGGGCGGACGAAAUCGAGGUCGUGGAAGAUGGGCACACCGGAGAGGCAAAUACUAUCGAUGGCGUACCGUCAAGGGUGCAGUGAAGAGGACACGCGCUGUGAGCUUUGACGAACGUCGGAGCGCCAUGUCUGUUUUUAUCAAGACCAAAGCAACUCGAUUCGUCUUAGAAUUCUGCCUGUCGUCAGGAGGCAAAGACUGCUAUACUGCUUCCCUGAGUUCACAGCGUGAUUCGGCCUCCUUCUUCGAGUACGGCGGCCAAAGAACGGGCGAUAGUCAAGAUGGAGCAUUCAUUCGAUUUAAACGAAGAACCAGAUUAUAUGUAUCAGUCUCACGUACUAAACUGACGAUCUACAAUGACAAGGGAGACGAUCUCUCAGUCGCUUUACCCGAGUCAUCAGUCAUCCAAGAUGUCUACAUGUCCACAUCAGAUGGGGACUGGACGAAGGUUAGAUUCCGCCUACGAAGAUCUGGUAGAACCCUUUACAGCUCCACUGGUCCUCUUGCUCGCGGUGCUGCCUUCGAAGAUAUUGGUUCUAAAGCAACGUCAUUCUCCUGUCUAAUACGCACCGUGGCCAGCGCCGUCACUUUCGAAAUUUGCUUCGAUUCUCAGGGAAAUGAUUGUUACACAAUCGAACUGAGCACGCAACCCAAACAGACAUCCCGAAUCCUGUAUGGAGGAAAAUUAGUGAGCAACGAAGAAAUUGGUAUUUUUAUUACCCCUAGCAAGGAGUCGAAAAUCUUCUUUCGCAUCGAGAAACGGCAGCUGGAGAUCUGGAAUAAGGAACCAAACAAUGAACGCCAACUCAUCGCUAAAAUCCGCGGAAAAGGUCGCAGUUUUAAUUCCAUUUGGGCCUCUACUAGUGAUGGUGAAUUCACCGAGCUUCAGAUGGUCGAGACUGAAGCCGUUAGAGAGUUUUCAUCCACGACUACUCUUGAGAGAACAUCGAUUGCCACUCAACUUCAAUUCCCAGGGCAACUGGUGUUAAGCUUUGCUCUCGAGGCUGACAAGGUCUUCAUGGAGUUUCGUCGCCCAGAUGGGAAGAGUUAUACGAUAGAAAUGGGUACGAAAGCAGGUCAGCCAUCUGUUAUUCGCAGUGGGGGUAGUAACCUAGUAGAUCCACAGGACCAACCAUUCCUCGAGUUUGGCAAUGACAUUGACCCACCUAACCAACUCGUCAUCGAUGUGUUCGAGUCUAGCGUGACUGUUUCUACUGCCCGUGGUCAAAAGAUGGUGGCACCUGUUGCAGAAGCUUAUCUCUACAACCAUUUCGACAUUUGGACGGUGGGUGGUGGUAUUGCUCUCGCUGUGGAAGAAAUCGAAGAUGAAGAUUCGAAAGAUUCUCUUGCAAGUAAGACAGAGAUUGAAGAAACAGAACAGGAAAUAGAAUCAGUAGAAGAGGAACUUAAGGGUAACAACCCCGGCGUUCAACCAGUGCGAAAACGAAAAGGAAAAACAAGCGGCAAAAGACGAGGAAAAACAGGCGGCAGAAGACGCGGAAAAGCUAAAGAGUCAAAAUCAGAUGACGACACAGAACCAGAAAACGAACCAGUAGAAGAGGCCAAGGGUGACAGCCCCAGCGUUCAACAAGAGCGAAAACGAAAUGGAAAAAAAGGCGGCAAAAGACGAGGAAAAACAGGCGACAGAAGACGCGGAAAAGCUAAAGAGUCAAAAUCAGAUGACGACACAGAACCAGAAAACGAACCAGUAGAAGAGGCCAAGGGUGACAGCCCCAGCGUUCAACAAGAGCGAAAACGAAAUGGAAAAAAAGGCGGCAAAAGACGAGGAAAAACAGGCGACAGAAGACGCGGAAAAGCUAAAGAGUCAUCAGAUGACGACACAGAACCAGAAAACGAACCAGUAGAAGAGGCCAAGGGUGACAGCCCCGGCAUUCAACAAGAGCGAAAACGAAAAGGAAAAAUAGGCGGCAAGAGACGAGGAAAAACAGGCGGCAGAAUACGCGGAAAAGCUAAAGAGUCACAAUCAGAUGACGACACAGAACCAGAAAACGAACCAGUAGAAGAGGCCAAGGGUGACAGCCCCAGCGUUCAACAAGAGCGAAAACGAAAUGGAAAAAAAGGCGGCAAAAGACGAGGAAAAACAGGCGACAGAAGACGCGGAAAAGCUAAAGAGUCAUCAGAUGACGACACAGAACCUGUUAUUGAACCAGUAAUACAGGACACAUUAGAAGAAACGAAACCUGUGAACAGUGAAGUAUUCGAAGAAUUGAAGGGUAACAACCCUGGCGUUGAAGUAAAGAGAACUAGAGGUGACAGAAUCAUAGACAAUCAAGAUAUUGAAGACACAACACAAGAGUCAUCUCUGACACCAACUCAAGUUCCACCAACAAUUGAGACAAUACGAAACACGGGAUCAACCGAUGAGCCAGAGGUCAAAGAGAAAGUUAGCCAGGACGUAGUAGAGCCGGUCGUGAAACCGUUCAACGAAGAACCUGAUAAGUCAGCCACUCUUGAGACCAACGUACUUGGCGUCGCUGCGUUCUUCGAUCAAACCUUGGAUAUAGAUCGUUUAUUACAGCUUCAGUUUGAUUUCAGUGUCACCAUUAACACCGGUUUCGCUAUCCUCUUGACACAAGGACAAAUUCUUAGGGGAGAUUAUUACUCAAUCGGUAUAACCGAGGGAAACGUCUACAUGGUCCAGCGAUGUAAUAAGGAAACAGCGGAAUGUAAUCGACUCUUCAGCAGGAAAAUUGAUCCACUUGGUGAAGGAACAGGAAUAUUCACGCUGAAGAUUCAGAAGAUCCUAAAUGGCAAUGUAGACCCUGAUGCUGAUGGAGCAUACUCCUACUGGUUUUCAUUGCUGUAUGAAGGAGCUGUGGUCGGAGAACAGGUGGAAGUACAGUAUCCAAAUACAUUCUAUAUUAGGUACAUUGGAUGCAUCUCCUACAAGUACGUGGCCACGUGGAAUCUCUUCUCUGUCGUCUCACCGGGUUCUACCCAGAGAUCCUCUGCAAUCAUACUCCGGAACGCCGAAGAAACAAGUAGUCUGGAGGUGAAUUCAUUUGAUCGCGAAGUUGUAUUCAGUGUCAAAGCCCAAGAUUUUUUGAUAAUUCGUCUUUACUCCGUUGGCGACGUCGUCUACACAAUCCUCGUUGGAGACGAAGGCAAUAACUAUGUUACGGGAUCGUCCGGUACUGGUGAUAAAUCUCCGGAUGACGCGUCGCGUCGCGUUGAAGGAGGUGUGUUAAGCUUGGCGGGCAAGCAGUACUACCUUUCUUGGCGAAACGGCAGGAUGAAGUUCGGCGAAACGGAGGAGGACAGCGAGGCGAUGAUGAAUUGGGAGAUUGGGGAAAUCUCGGUGACUAAGCUAGAAUUCAUUGCUGCUUACGACAGCUUGUAUCUCAUACACACAUACAAGUACUUCUACGUAUUUGGCGAUGUUUUGCAGGCGACUCAUGAUCGAAUACGGGCAACUUCUCUCACUUUCUUCACUCUCCGUCGCGAGCGUGGCGUGCCAUACAUCCACCUCAAGAUCAAGGCCUCUGGGACUGUCUUGAUUGCGCUCGCCAAAGACCAGGAGCUUUCUGAAUCCGACAUGGUUUUGAUCAAGAUGAGUUCCCGGAGGAUAACUCUCUCCACAUGCCUUGGUUGCGAAACAAUCUACUCGGUUCCGAUCCCUAAAGACCAAGCGGCCCUUCUAGAUCCGUCCUCAUUCCUUGAGUACCAGAUCACGUGUGAAGGCAACAGUCUGAAGAUCUUCUUAACCGGUCAGAAGGAACCCUUGCUGGACUAUGGUGGCAUUGAUCGAGACGCCCACUAUGGCUAUGAUGGCUUCGGAGGAACUAUCGGUAGCAAUUAUCACAUCAAGCUCAACCAAGGAACGAUCUACAGAGAGGAGCAUUGUCUUGACGUCAACACCUUCUUGGGUGGAGGAACGAAGCUUCUGAAGAUCGUCCACUCUGACCAGAUGAUUGCUUUAUUUGAUGCUGAGAAACAGCUCGAGGCAGAGCUUGCCAUGGAAGAUACGAAGACGGAGCUGCGUACUACCCGUGGUGGCGAGGCCGUUCAGAUAAGCCAAAGUAGUAGUUGCAUCUUCCACGCUCCCUACACUCUAGUCUGGAUGGACUUCAGCGGUGGGGCUAUUCGGUAUGGUACCUACGACGAGGCGAAUCGCCUGAGAAGUGACCCGUGUAUCACCUACGACCUCGGUGAUGAUCAGGAGGUCAAAUACAUGUCGUUUGGUCAACAGCAUUCCUCGUGGGAUGUUACACAUCACGUGAUUGAGAAGAGGAUUGUGUACAAGGAGUUGGUCUCCCAUGUACAAGAGCCUUAGACAUACCCUUCAAAGCAACCACCACUUUAAUUUGUGCCUGUAGUAUUUUUAUGUUAACUUUGGUUAAGAGGGAAAGGUAUUACCUGUUACCAAAUAUUAAAAAGAAGCAUGCUGAAACUAUUUCUCAUGGAUAUCAUUUUUUUUUCAUCUAAAUUCAUUAUCAAAAAGUCAAUAUUUUCCUUACAUUAGGCAAAAUCAUAAUUAUUUCUUGCAUCACUUACCAAUUAAAAGUAAACUUUUCCUCUUAUUUCUCCUUUCCUUGGCAAAGGCGAGGAAGAAUUUGAAUAUCGAAACAACUGAAAAGAAAACAAGCAAAACAAUUUAUAAAGGCAUGCUAAUGAUUCUAUUAAUUAAAAUUUAUAUUAACAGUGCCUUACAAAUAUAAUGUAUACAUUUCACGAAUAUAAAUGCUAAUAUGCUAUCAAUUAUUUUCACUUUUUGGAGUGGUGUGUUGCUAACGGCUUGAAAUGACAAUGACUUAAUGGCAUAUCUAUGAAAUUUCAUUAGUUUGUAAACUUUUGAAAUUAGUAUUGUAUUAAUAAGUAAACUUUAAUGAACAUUUUUAAUUAAGACUUAUUUGCGUAGUAUGUAAUACAUUCAAGUUUUUAAAUGCUAUAAAGAUGUGCAAUAACUUAAAGAAGAAAAUUACAGAAAGGUAAUAUCGGCUCGGUGUAAAAAAUAUCAGAGGUGAAGAUGUCAGAGGUAAAUAUGUCAGAGGUAAAGAUGUCACAGGUAAAGAUGUCACAGGUAUAGAUGUCAGAGGUAAAGAUGUCAGAGGUAUCUCUCAAAGACAUGACAAGAAAAAUGAAUCAUGGGGUAGUAUAUUUUAGUGUAUUGUAUAUUUCUGAUCUUAGGCCAAUGGCUUAUAUUCGUAAGUUUGACAUGUUAAAGUAAUUUGUAAGGGAAAUUUGCUUAAGUUUUAUCCUGAAUGUAGAUCUAUAAAUUAUCUUCUAGAACAGGGGUUCUCAAACUUUUUCCUUGACGGUCCAGAUGUGAAUUUUAUAAAAGGGUCCGAAACAUGGGAUACCAUUUGCGCAAAAAUUCUUCCGGUCAUUCGUAUACGUUAAAU
Messenger RNA from Strongylocentrotus purpuratus (purple sea urchin), 8761 nucleotides. RefSeq lists its product as uncharacterized. The coding region runs from base 133 to 7692 and encodes 2519 amino acids. The transcript is spliced from 55 exons. The record is from RefSeq and is a predicted model, not a curated record. NCBI's taxonomy places the organism in Eukaryota, Metazoa, Echinodermata, Echinoidea, Camarodonta, Strongylocentrotidae.